AUGUCUUCCCAUAACUCUGGCACGGCGAAUGUAGUCGGGGCGCAUUACCGUGUUGGCAAGAAAAUCGGGGAAGGCUCAUUCGGUGUUAUCUUCGAAGGAACGAACCUGCUAAACUCUACGACUGUCGCCAUCAAGUUUGAGCCACGCAAAGCAGAGGCACCUCAGCUCCGAGAUGAAUGUCGCUCAUACCGUAUUCUUGCUGGCUGCACUGGUAUUCCUCAAAUAUAUCACUUUGGGCAGGAGGGCCUCCACAACAUUUUGGUGAUUGAUCUUUUGGGCCCGAGCCUGGAGGAUCUAUUUGAUAUGUGCGGCCGCAAGUUUUCUAUCAAGACGGUGUGCAUGGCAGCCCGACAAAUGUUGUCCCGGGUACAAACUAUCCAUGACAAAAACCUCAUUUACCGUGACAUCAAGCCUGACAACUUCCUCAUUGGGCGCCCUGGCACGAAGGCGGCCAAUCUCAUUCAUGUCGUUGACUUUGGAAUGGCUAAACAAUACCGCGAUCCUAAAACCAAGCAGCACAUUCCUUACCGGGAACGGAAAAGUCUGAGUGGCACGGCGCGAUACAUGAGCAUUAAUACUCAUUUGGGGCGAGAACAAUCUCGGAGAGACGAUCUAGAAGCACUUGGGCAUGUCUUCAUGUACUUCCUGCGGGGAAGCCUACCUUGGCAAGGGCUAAAGGCUGCUACCAACAAGCAAAAGUACGAAAAGAUUGGAGAAAAGAAGCAGACGACACCCAUCAAGGAUUUAUGUGAGGGAUAUCCAGAGGAAUUCGGUAUCUACUUGAACUAUGUUCGAAAGCUUGGAUUUGAGGAGACUCCGGACUAUGAUUUCUUGAGGGACCUCUUUUCCAAAGUCAUGAAGAAUAACAACGACUUAGACGAUGGCAUUUUUGACUGGAACUUAUUGAAUGGUACAACUUUCAUUGCGUCUGGUAAUCUCCUUAUUGAUCUUUCAUCAAAUUAUACAGGUGGUAAAGGUUGGGAGGCUUCGCAAGUAGGUGAAGUUUCAAUUUCCGAAAUGCGAGGAUUUCAUUGUGUUGCGCAGGGGCAAUCGCAAGUACUUGCUCAAAUACAGAAUGCGGCCGUAACACCUGCGCCGCAAGACCGUCGAAAAGAUAUGGAACGACGUCGGGAUACAGAUUGGCGCCGCACAUCACAGACUGGUGGAGUCAACCCGCCUUCACCAGCGCUCGUUAGGCACGGCUCGAAGCGCAGAGUCCCUAAUGCACUUACCCCUGGAGCAGGAAAUGCACCUGGUGGCACUGCUACCCCUCUCUCUGCUGCUGCUCAGAUUAACGUUCCAAUCUCGACACCACAAAACAGAUCUAAUAAUGUUGGUGUGCAGCAACAUCCUUACGCGAAUGCAGCUACUGGUGAAUACGGCUGGGACGCAGGCGAGGAACCAUACGGAUCUCAAGCUGCAUACGGACGCGCAUCUCCUAUGGUGUCAACUGUUGGAGCUGCUCCACCCGCAAUAAGUACAGUGCGUGCCCAUGGCAAUGAAGCAGGUGUUUCUCGUGGCGAGGACUACCGCCAGCAACAGGAUGACGACCCUCCCCAACCAAAGUCGAGUAUCUGGAGAAUCCUCACAUGCCGGUGCGGCUGA
Messenger RNA from Suillus fuscotomentosus, 1605 nucleotides. Its product is annotated as CK1/CK1/CK1-G protein kinase. Gene Ontology annotation, biological process: signal transduction; peptidyl-serine phosphorylation; endocytosis. Gene Ontology annotation, cellular component: nucleus; cytoplasm. The transcript has 8 exons. Gene Ontology annotation, molecular function: ATP binding; protein serine/threonine kinase activity. NCBI's taxonomy places the organism in Eukaryota, Fungi, Basidiomycota, Agaricomycetes, Boletales, Suillaceae. The record is from RefSeq and is a predicted model, not a curated record. Bases 1 to 1605 code for a protein of 534 amino acids.